CUUCCCUAAAAAAAGCCAACCCAACACCAACAAAUAAGCUCAAUGAGAAAAUUUUUGUGAUAAAUGUAUCUUUGAGUUGAUAAGUGUGUAGGUGUUACCGAAAAAAUCGUUUCGACAUGGUUUUGUAGUACAUACAUUUACGAGUAGCUUAUUUUAGUAGAAUAAAUUCGAAAAUACCUCAGUUUCAAUUCGUAUAUGCCGGCUCUAACCUGAGUUUGCGAUUAAAAAAAUGUUUGGUUCAACUAAGAAACCCGCUCCUCAGCAACAGAACGCCGAAAAGCAACAAACUCUCCUUACUCUAACUAUAUUAACUAUAGCUGCUAUUCUAUCAUUUGCUACGAGAUUGUUCUCAGUGUUAAGAUUCGAGAGCGUUAUUCAUGAAUUCGAUCCUUACUUCAACUACCGCACGACUAAGUACCUUGCCGAGCAAGGUUUCUAUUCGUUUCACAACUGGUUCGAUGACAGAGCUUGGUACCCUCUAGGAAGAAUCAUAGGAGGUACCAUUUACCCGGGUUUAAUGGUAACUUCGACGGUUUUAUACCAUCUCUGCUGGUUGCUGAACAUCACGAUAGAUAUUCGAAAUGUCUGCGUAUUCCUCGCGCCCUUGUUCUCUUCGUUUACUACCAUCAUAACGUAUUUACUCACCAAAGAGGUGAAAAACUCCGGGGCCGGUUUGGUAGCCGCCGCGUUUGUGUCUAUUGUACCUGGAUAUAUCAGUAGGUCCGUAGCUGGUAGUUACGAUAACGAAGGAAUUGCAAUUUUCUGCAUGCUGCUGACUUAUUACACUUGGAUUAAAGCUGUGAAAACCGGUACUAUUUACUGGGGUACUUUAAGCGCUCUAGCUUAUUUCUAUAUGGUUUCAUCAUGGGGAGGAUACGUGUUCCUAAUAAAUUUAAUACCGCUUCAUGUACUCACCUUAAUGAUAACCGGUCGUUUUAGUCAUCGAAUUUACGUAGCUUACAGUACCUUGUACUGUGUAGGGACCAUUUUGUCCAUGCAAAUAUCGUUCGUUGGUUUCCAGCCUGUACAAAGUUCUGAACACAUGUUGGCCUUGGGAGUGUUCGGCUUGUGCCAGAUCUUGGCGUUUGUGGAUUACGUGCGCAGCAAAUUGUCCAAAUCGGAUUUCGAAACGCUGUAUAAUUUCAUAACGUACAGCGUGGGAAUGAUUACGGUAACAGUGGGGAGUGUUUUGAUGAUCUCCGGUAAAAUUUCCCCGUGGACGGGAAGGUUUUAUUCGCUGCUCGAUCCUUCGUACGCCAAAAAUCACAUACCUAUCAUAGCUAGUGUGUCGGAGCAUCAGCCGACAUCUUGGAGUUCCUUUUAUUUCGAUUUACAAAUACUGGUGUUCCUCUUCCCGGCUGGACUGUACUUCUGUUUUAAGCAGCUAACGGACGAGAAUAUUUUUAUGAUUCUGUACGGUGUAACGAGCAUUUACUUUGCUGGAGUGAUGGUUCGUUUGAUGCUGGUGCUAUCGCCUAUAAUGUGCAUUCUAAGCGGCAUAACGGUCUCCCAUUUACUGAUGAAAUUCAUGAAAGACAUUGAUACAACGAAGCAACAGGAGCACAAGAAAUACAAGAAAUCUGAUGCUAAUGCCAGUUUCCAAAGCGAAGUAUCCACCGCAUUCGUAGCUGUAGUAACCAUUUUGUUGAUUUCCUACACUUUCCAUUGUACCUGGGUAACCUCGGAAGCCUACAGCUCUCCUAGUAUCGUCCUCAGUGCUAGAUCGCACGAUGGUGGCAAAAUAAUCUUCGAUGACUUCAGAGAAGCUUACUACUGGUUGAAAAUGAACACGCCCGAAGAUGCCCGCAUCAUGUCUUGGUGGGAUUACGGCUAUCAGAUAACAGCUAUGGCUAAUCGGACUAUACUGGUGGAUAACAAUACCUGGAAUAACACGCAUAUAAGUAGAGUAGGGCAAGCGAUGGCCAGUACGGAGGAGAAGGCAUAUGAAAUAAUGAAGGAGUUGGAUGUGGAUUACGUUUUAGUCAUCUUUGGUGGCCUUACGGGUUAUUCUUCAGACGAUAUCAACAAGUUCUUAUGGAUGGUGAGAAUUGGUGGUAGUACUGAUAGAGGUGCGCACAUCAAGGAAUGGGAUUAUUAUUCCCCCAGUGGAGAAUUUCGAGUGGAUAAAGACGGUUCGCCGACUCUCCUAAAUUGUUUGAUGUACAAAAUGUGCUAUUACCGGUUCGGGCAGGUUUACACUGAAGGUGGAAGGCCUCCUGGUUACGAUCGAGUUCGAGGUGCUGAAAUCGGUAACAAAGAUUUCGAAUUGGACGUUUUGGAAGAAGCUUAUACGACUGAGCAUUGGCUAGUCAGAAUUUACAAAGUCAAAGAUCUGCCUAAUAGAGGAGUGUAAUAAUUGUAUUAUCGUUCAUUUUUUACUCAACAUGUAAUAUAUUUAAUUUACAUUCUUUUGUAGAUUAUAAAUAACAUAUUCCAAUUA
Messenger RNA from Phyllotreta striolata, 2440 nucleotides. NCBI's taxonomy places the organism in Eukaryota, Metazoa, Arthropoda, Insecta, Coleoptera, Chrysomelidae. The record is from the annotation of a GenBank genome assembly.